GACAGGAAAGGAGGAAACGCUCUACUUUCACACUAGGAGGGGUCAGAGUUUAAGUGAAAACAUUCAAAGCUGUACAGAUUUCUACAGUAUCGACUACCUUCUGUUUAAUAGUAAAUCAUUCUCAUGAGACUCGCGCAGUAGUGGAGAUGAUGUGCUUGUUGUAGUCUGUUUUCUGGGAGUUGUAGUUUUGACUAGUUCCUGCUGCUGGUUUGGAGGAUCUGGAUCCACCUAGAGCUUCGAUAGCUCCUUCUCCUCUCUGCUCUUCCUCCUCCUUGGUCCUUAUAGUCGACCUCAGCUUUCAGGGAAGGACGAAUAAGGAAGGAGGUAUCUUAGCCCAUUUUCGGACGGAGCCAAAGGCUCUACGUCAUCAUUCUGCGACAGCCCACAUGCUCGCUUUUUCCUUUCCAUCUUUGGACCAGGUGUGCGGUGCUGAGAGGGUGUGUCUGGUGGUCGUGGCUCCUCAUUGGUCGGUCUUAUGAUGAGUGACAGUGAGGAGGACGUGCCCACUCUGUCCACUCACACUCUGGCUGCGCUGCAGGAGUUUUACGCUGAGACACUGGGCGUCCAGAGCCUGGACCCUGAACCGACCCAGCAGUUUGCAGUGGGAGCCCUGGGGGAGGACUGGGGCCUGAGUCAGUUCUGGUACAGUGAGGACACGGCCAGGCAGCUUGCAGAGGAGCUGGUGCAGGAAGCAGGGCCUGGAGGAAGGAUAGCAUGUGUGAGCGCGCCCAGUGUUUACCAGAAGCUGAAGCAAGGUGUGGUGGCUGGGUCAGAGGACGUAUCAGUGCAGCUGCUCGAGUAUGACCGUAGGUUUGCCUCGUACGGCGACGACUUCAUCUUCUACGACUACCAUCAGCCCCUGGCUUUGCCCGCCCACGUCCACCCGCACAGCUUUGAUGUGGUCCUGGCUGACCCGCCGUACCUGUCCCACGAGUGUCUGAGCAAAGUGGCUCAGACGGUGCGUUACUUGAGCAAAGGCAAAGUGCUGCUGUGCACUGGGGCAGUGAUGCAGAGUACAGCCAAAGAGUUGCUGGAUGUGGACAUGUGUGACUUCCUCCCUCAACAUCACCGUAACCUCUCCAAUGACUUCCGCUGCUACACCAACUACCCCUCUUCUGGGCUGUCGGCCGGGGCCCCCUCCGGGAACACUUAAGUGCAGUGCACUCACAGGCCCAGUCAUGGCAGGACAACACUCAACCUCUGGGACGAUACGAUUAUUGAAAGAAAAAAUGGCUUCAACGUGACCAUCUUUUUA
Boleophthalmus pectinirostris (great blue-spotted mudskipper) is the source of this 1255-nucleotide messenger RNA. It is a transcript of the gene eef1akmt1, whose product is annotated as EEF1A lysine methyltransferase 1. NCBI's taxonomy places the organism in Eukaryota, Metazoa, Chordata, Actinopteri, Gobiiformes, Gobiidae. The transcript has 6 exons. Gene Ontology annotation, biological process: methylation. Bases 476 to 1153 code for a protein of 225 amino acids. The record is from RefSeq and is a predicted model, not a curated record. Gene Ontology annotation, molecular function: nucleic acid binding; protein-lysine N-methyltransferase activity.